UUCUUAUCUUCAGAUUAAUAAUAAUAAAAACCAGAAACACCAACAUAAACCUGUCUUUUGCUUUUAUUUUGAUUCUUCUACCAUAUCCUAAACAACUUGCCCCACUCUUACGCACACAGAUAUCUCCAUCCAUGCAAUGAAGUUGACCAACUCUAUGUCAAAUUGUUUGAUUUCCAAAGCUUCACUUAUAAUCCAAGGUCGUCUAAAUACUACUAGGGAUGGUAUCUCUCCUUAAAAGCAAUGAGAGACUUCUUAGGAAGGAAAUCCCAACUACCACUAAGGAAGGAACCCGAGAAAAGGGAGGACCAAUUACACCAACAGGAGACUAUAUUUUUCUUUCCUUUGAGUAAGUUCCAAGCCUUGUUGCCUGUUUUCUCUACUUUCAAGCCACCUCCCAAAGAGCAGUCCCCCCCUAUGGAGAAACACCAAUAUGGCUUUGCAUUAAGUUUCUCCAUUGUUGUUUCCCUUGGUCUUGCUUCCUUCCUAUCGUGUAUAGCUGCUGAGUUAAAGAGAACAAAGAUCAAGGAUAUCAAGUUGGAUGGAAAACUGUGUUAUUUGCCAGGAAGUCAUGCAUUUGGGUUCGGAAUUGCAGCCUUGGUCUGUUUGCUCAUUGCUCAGAUAAUCGGCAAUCUGAUCAUUUGCAUGAAUUCUUGUUCAAGGGAGGAGAGAAACGACUGCAAGACAAGAAGACCGAGGACUGCCUCAAUCCUCCUGUCAAUUUCAUGGUUGAGCUUUGGAAUUGCAGUUAUAUUAAUGAGUGGAGCAAUAAGCAUGAGCAGAAGCCAGCCCUAUGGGAAAGGAUGGUUGGACGGCGAAUGCUACCUAGUCAAAGACGGCACAUAUAUUGGUUCAGCAAUACUAGUGCUAAUCACAAUAGGUUCAACACUUGGCUCAGCCAUCACAACAAAAAGGAAAAGCCAGACCGAUAAAGGCCAAAAAAUACAUGCACAAGUAGGAUGAAAAGACAGAUAGUGGGAAAUAUGUGAGAAGAUUUUAGAAAACAGAGGUGGAUUUCUUCAGGGCAGACUAGACAAGAGUUUGGGAGACACAGCAAUGCCAAAUGUAGCAGCAACACCAGCUAAAGAAGAAUGUCGGGCCUCUACCCCUUUGAAGCAACAUUUUCUUUUUCAUUUGUUCUCAGGGAAAAAAGGUGAAUAAAAGCAAUAACACAACCAACUGUAACCUGCCCCCGCACCCAAUGUCAAAAGAAAUAAUUUCCAUCGAAAUGAAAGGAAGACUUCUUUCAAACGUAUAUCGUCAACGAUGGAACCCAGUAGAAGAGGAAAAAAUAGAUAUCUAUUCUAUUAUGAUACUUUAUAUUUUCCAAUCACACGAUUACAUAUGUGAUAGUGAAACACUUUCUGUAUCUAUCAAUUUGUAAGUAAAGAAGUUCAAAUUAAAGUCCAAAAACUGAGUGACACAAAGUUCUUUUCUUGCAAAAUGUUCCCUAAAGUAACAAAGAGUCAACAACCACAUGUUAUAAAGAAAAUAAUUCAAUGAUCUUCAGCUAAUAUUUUCUUAGGAAUUCAAUCAUCUUUAAUCAACUGUUUCCUGUUUGACAAGUGAUAUAAACAAUUAGAGAAAGGGCCACAUCAAAGCCACCAACUCGCCCAAGUUUGGAGGGCACAGGCUCGGCUCCUAAAGCUCAAUUUUUAUACAUAGUUGCAGUGCAGGUAAAGGAACUAAUAUAAUAUUCCACUCCAAGCACAAUUUGGUCCUACUCUCAACUUGGUAAGCAAUAUUGAUGCUAGUGACCCCAAAAAUGAGUAAAGUGCACAAUGACAACCUAGGCUAAAGUUCCGUUCUUUUAGUCCUCUCUAGUAGAGUUCAAGUGAUUGCAUUGCCAUUUGUAAUCCUCUCUAAUAGAG
Quercus lobata is the source of this 1868-nucleotide messenger RNA. Its product is annotated as chitin synthase, putative (DUF1218). Lineage: Eukaryota; Viridiplantae; Streptophyta; Magnoliopsida; Fagales; Fagaceae. Bases 241 to 960 code for a protein of 239 amino acids. The record is from RefSeq and is a predicted model, not a curated record. The transcript has 3 exons.